Linum trigynum is the source of this 3959-nucleotide messenger RNA. The record is from the annotation of a GenBank genome assembly. NCBI's taxonomy places the organism in Eukaryota, Viridiplantae, Streptophyta, Magnoliopsida, Malpighiales, Linaceae.
UUCGACAUUUUGUGGAAUUAAUAGUCCUGAAAACACACGUUUGAACAUAUAUGAGCAAUUGGAAUAGGAAUGUGUUAAUUAUGUUGGAUCCCAAUAUUUAUGGAUUCCAAUUGAGCCCACAUGUUCUGAAAUGGAAAAUUACUCGAGCAAUUUCCUCCAUAAUUGCUUUUGUCGCCGUAAUGAAGCCUCUUUCUAUACAAAGAUUAAACUAAUAUGAUUGCUUUUUCUCAUUUUAUUAAUUUAGCACAUUGUUAGAUAUUUUUGGAGUGGUAAAGCAAUAUACUAAUGCAUAUCUAAUAUCACGGAUACCCAUAAUAGCACAUUUUAAUAUAGGUAGAUAUGAUUGCAUACCUCAAAUAUCCAUGAUGAUGCAUUUUAACGCAGUUCUUCUUCUUCAUUGGGGUUGUGUCAACUUCUCUAGGAACAUCUCCCAUCCCACUCUGAUAUUUCAUCUAAGAUUUCCUCAUUUGUAUCUUAUGCUUGCCAGCCGAUUUGGACAGUAAUCUACACAACCACCACGCCUUUGAUUGUUCAAGGUAGAGUGAAUCUUCAAUUAUGUCCGUUAUUGAUUCAUUAUAUCCAAUUUCAUCUCAGCUCUAUUAAUGAAGCGUCCCAGCAAUAAAUGACGUUGAUCCUUUACAUGCUUUUGUCUAGACUGUGCGGCAAUGCCUCCAAGAAUAAGAAAAGCUCAAUAUAAGACUUUAACACGUAAAAGAGCUAGAAUUGAAAUUCCCAAACAGCCAUCAGAGGAUCUUACAACUACUUCAGCAGUGUUUGGGGAAACAUCUGUUGUGUCUCAGAGCACCAUGCGGGGGUCAUUAUUGAAUCUUCAUCAAGUUUCGCCAUCGCCAGCUGGUGAUAAGUUAAAACAUUAUUCUAUGUCUGCUGUCUGAAGCAUGAAAUAUCCAUGCCUGUAUUAUGCGUUACUAACAUUCGUUCAUAUCGGCCGCUUACCGUAGUAUACUUACCACUCUUAUGUUUGUUGUAUACAUAUCAGGUCCAUCACGACCGAGGAAAACACGCUGUCAGAAUAUGAAGCAAUUGGGAUCCAGAGAUAUAACUCGACCCAUAUUUUGUCAGGAACAGGGUAUGCGUGAUAUGGGGGAUGAAUGUAAUGAAAGCAUCGGUCGAGUAACACAAGCAAGCCGUGAGAAAACUGAUCGUUUGAAUCGGCGGAAUUUGGGCGGAGCUCCAUUCUGUGCUAGGCAUAUUCCCACGACUAGAAAACCACUCCACAAUGAUAUUCUGGGGAUUGGUCAGCCAGAGUGUGUUUGUAAAUACUGUGGUGCUUUGUUUUGGGAUAUGGAGAGGCUCGACCGCCAUCGAGCGACGACUAAUCCAAUUUAUGCAUUAUGCUGUCAAAAAGGUCGCGUUGGUUUGCCGCUCUUAGCACAACCUCCACAUUUGUUGGCUGAACUUCUGCGGUUUGAUGGUGGCGCUAUGUCCAAGCAUUUCGAGGACAACAUUAGACCGUAUAAUCGUUCAUUGUGUUUCACAUCAUUUGGCGCUUCUAUCGACCCUCGCUCUCUCUCUGGAAGGGGGCCUUAUUCAAUGGUAAUAUGUGGAGAAAAUUAUCAUAGGAUUGGUUCGUUGUUUCCUCCUGAUGGUGAAAAACCAAAGUUUGCCCAGCUCUAUAUUUUUUAACCAGAGAAUGAAAUUGACAACCGUUUGGCAAAUUUUGCUUCCCGUGAUGCUCUACUUAUGCCAGAAUUACUCACUUUAUUGCUACAAAUGCUGGAUCAAAACAAUCAACUUGUCAAGACAUUCAGGCGAGUUCGACAGCAGUUGCAGGAUUCUACAACGACAAAUUUGAAGCUUCGAAUUUUUGGAGCUAAGAGCAGAAAUCGACAGUAUGACUUGCCAAGCAGCACUGAAAUCGCGGCACUCAUACCAGGCGAUUUUGUUCCAGACAGAGACGAUCGAGAUAUCAUUGUUGAUCACAUUUAUGAAGGUUUAAAGAGAAUUACAAGUCUCAAUCCAAAAUUUGAUGCAUUGCAUUUCCCGCUCUUAUUUCCAUAUGGAGAGGAUGGUUAUCAUCCGCUUAUCAAAUACAGGUCAGCUUUCUGUCCUCCUUCUAUGCGCAGACAGUUUGUUACUCAGCGUGAAUACUACACAUUUAGGCUCCAAUAUCGCAUCAACGAAAGCCAUACAAUUGUUCAAGCUGGAAAAGCUCUUCAGCACUUUUGUAUUGACGCCUAUUCAUCAUUAGAGUUAAAUAGGCUGGCUGCGCUACCGUCAGCCACAACUUAGAGCUGAAGUUUAUCAAGGCUUACAGGAUGCAAUGGCGCGGGGUGAUCUCGACGGGGAUAAAGUGGGUCAUGUUGUCCUCCCAGGGACUUAUAUAGGUAGCCCACGAUAUAUGCAACAAUUAUAUCACGAUGCAAUGGCGGUGGUCGAAUUCUUUGGAAAUCCGGAUCUAUUUAUUACAUUUACGUGUAAUUCGUUGUGGGAAGAAAUCACAGAAGCUUUUCACGAUAUUGUUGGUCCAAAUAGCUCGGACAAACCAAUGGUGGUUUCAAGGGUUUUCCACAUUAAGCUCAGCAUUUUUAUUGAUGACAUUAAGAAAAACUCCUACUUUGGGAAGACGAUUGCAAGUAAGAUCAGCCUGGUCAUUUAAUGUAGUUUGUUUUUUUUCAGCGUUGACUAUCAUUUGUCUUUCAAUGCACGUAUAUGGGUAUUUGGCUUCUUAACAGGUUUUGUUUUGUGCCAGUAAUGUAUACAGUGGAGUUCCAAAAAAAAAGGUCUGUCCCACAUACACUUGCUGGUUUGGCUGGCCGAGGAGAAUAAACUGAGGACAACUGCUGACAUUGAUGAGGUUAUCUCAGCUGAAACUCCUGACCCUCAACAAGAUCCAGUUGGGUAUGAGGUUGUUUGCAAAUAUAUGUUACAUGGCCCAUGCGGCGAAGCAAACACAAAUGCGUCGUGCAUGCGAGACAAAAAACAAUCCUCAAACUGCAGAUGCUCCAAACAAUUCCCAAAAGAGUUUAACUCAACCACGUCAUUUGACAAAUUCGGAAAUGUCGUCUAUAGAAGAUCAAACUCGGGCAUAGAGGUUCAAAAGGGCAGUUCAGUCCUCGACAAUCGACAUGUUGUUCCAUACAACCGAAAUUUGUUGGUGAGAAUGCAGGCUCAUAUCAAUGUCGAGGUAUGUCAUAAAGGCAAACUUAUUAAAUAUCUUUUCAAAUAUGUGACAAAAGGUCCAGACAGGUCAUUGGUGAUUGCUGAAAAUGCUGAUGCACCUCACAAUAAUGUAGAAGUGCAAUCCGUGAAAUACAGAGAUGAAAUUCAGCAAUUCAUUGACUGCCGAUCGUUAUCGUCUUAUGAAGCUAUAUGGAGGUUGAAUGAGUAUCCAAUACAUGUAAGAGAGCCAACAGUUGUGCGCUUGGGAGUUCAUUUGGAUGGUCAGCAAAAAAUACCUUAUAAAAAGCAAUCCAAUGUUCGAAAUGUUCUGGGGAAUUCUUAUGCCGGUAGGAUGCACUUAACAGAAUGGUUUGCGCUUAAUCGUAGAGACCCCCAGGCGAGAAUUCUGACAUAUGCACAGAUACCCAACAACUACACUUAGCUAUCUGACUGUAAGGAGUGGAGUCCUCGAAAGAAAGGAUUCGCAAUAGGCAGAAUUGCAUAUGUUCCACCAGGUUCUGGCGAUGUUUUCUUCCUCUGUAUGCUGCUCACAAAAAAUCGCGGCGCUGUUAGUUAUGCUCACCUCAGGACUGUCAAUGGAGAACUUUGUGCAGAUUUUGAAAAAGCUUGUGAAAAAUUGGGCAUUUUAUCAGACUCUUCAGAAUGGAUACGAGUAUUAGCAGAUAUCUCAUCUUCUAGCAUGCCACGAGUGAUUCGAAGCACUUUCGUGUCAAUGCUGAUGUUCUGUGAAAUACCAAGCCCGAUAACAUUGUUCAACUCUUCUUGGAAAUCUAUGUCUGAAGAUUAUGCGUAUAGUUUAAUCAAGGAUUUCAAAGAUC